Messenger RNA from Elgaria multicarinata webbii, 1785 nucleotides. RefSeq names its product mast cell carboxypeptidase A-like. Gene Ontology annotation, molecular function: zinc ion binding; metallocarboxypeptidase activity. NCBI's taxonomy places the organism in Eukaryota, Metazoa, Chordata, Lepidosauria, Squamata, Anguidae. The transcript is spliced from 11 exons. The record is from RefSeq and is a predicted model, not a curated record. Bases 16 to 1272 code for a protein of 418 amino acids. Gene Ontology annotation, biological process: proteolysis.
CCAAGGAAAAGAAACAUGAAGUCCCUGAUGGCUUUGGGCUUAGUUGCCACAGCAAUUGUCCUCACUUCUGCUCGGCGAUUUGACAGUGCAAAGGUGUUCCGUGUGAAGCCUCGAAAUGAAAAGCAAGUGAGCUUCAUGAAGGACUUGGCAAGCGUCCUACAGCUCGACUUUUGGUAUCCAGACACUGCUUUGCAUAUAGUCAACGAGAUGGAAGUGGAUUUCCAUGUAGGCGCUGAUCAGACCAAACAUGUCGAGACUCUCAUGGAGCAGAACGACAUGCAUUAUGAAAUUUUAUUUCAAAACCUGCAAGAAGACAUUGAAAAACAGCUUGACAAUGAGAGGAAUGCUGCUGGCAGAUACAGUUAUACAAAAUAUAAUGACUGGCACAAGAUUUCUGCAUGGACUGCCAGAAUUGUGAGAAAGAACCCAACGUUGGUUUCCCGCAUCCAGAUUGGAAACACCUUUGAAAAUCGACCCAUGUACAUCCUUAAGGUUGGGAAUCAAAGCGGUACAGAAAAGGCCAUCUUCAUGGAUUGUGGAAUUCAUGCACGAGAGUGGAUUUCACCCGCCUUCUGCCAGUGGUUUCUGAAAGAGGCCACCAAAACCUAUGGAAAGGAUGAGAAUAUGACAAAUAUACUGGACAAUAUGAAUUUCUACAUCCUUCCUUUAUUCAACGUAGAUGGCUAUAUCUGGAGCUGGACUCAGGAUCGCUUCUGGAGAAAGAAUCGUUCCAAUACAUCCAAAAGUGCUUGUGUUGGUGUUGACCUUAACAGGAACUUUGAUGUUGCAUGGGGCACGUUUGAUGCUUCCAAUAAUCCCUGUGAGGAAGUAUAUUGUGGAUCUUCACCGGAGUCUGAACAAGAAACUAAAGCAGUUACAGCAUUCAUCCGCAGCCACAUUUCUUCAAUCAAGGCCUAUCUGACAAUACAUUCCUAUUCUCAGAUGGUGCUGUUCCCAUAUGGCUAUACUUUUGAGAAGACACCGAAUCACGAUGAACUGAAUGAACUUGCAAAGAGAGCUACUGAAGCAAUACACAGCCUGUAUGGUAAAAUGUAUACGUAUGGGACAUCAGCAACUACAAUUUAUCCUUCCUCCGGUUGUUCUGAUGACUGGGCUUACAAUGAGGGCAUCAAAUACUCCUUCACCUUUGAGCUUCGUGAUAAGGGCAGAUACGGCUUCCUCCUUCCUGAAUCCGAGAUCAAGUCAACUUGCCAGGAGACUAUGCUGGCAGUCAAGCUCAUUGCGAAUUAUAUCCUCAGCCAGGCAUUAUAAUUUGGACUGGUACUUUCUGAUGGAUUGCAGAGAUUUGGAAAGUAAUAAAUCAGAACGUUUACAGAGAAAAGAAUCUGUGGUCUUGGAUCCGGGAACAGCAAGUUACUUAAGGUACAAUUCUGUGCAUGCAAGACAGACAAAACAUACAACUCCCAUCAUUCCCUACACCAGCAUGACUGACUGGGGAAUGCUGGGAUUUGUACGACAGUUUUCUGUCUAUAUAUGCAUAGAAUUUUGCCCCUAAAUCAAUUUCAGUUUCAAGCAUAGCAGAAGCAGCUUUUUAGAAAACCACUAGUUAAUCCUGCAAUUAACCUUCUGUUUUUGCAAACCUCUUCUAAUGCUAAAGAGCAGUUGGGCCAUUACAGAAAGAAAGAAUGUGACUUCAUGUUCAGUAGGAUCAUCAAGUUUUGGGGGUAAGGGAAAUGUGCAGUUUCAACUAUUUUCAGAGAUGCACCAAAAGAUUUAAGUAGUAAGUUAUAAUUACAAAUGUUUGUUUAAUUUAAAAUAUGUAUA